Cooperia oncophora is the source of this 669-nucleotide messenger RNA. NCBI's taxonomy places the organism in Eukaryota, Metazoa, Nematoda, Chromadorea, Rhabditida, Trichostrongylidae. The record is from the annotation of a GenBank genome assembly.
AUGCGUUUACAAAUUCGAAUCCCUACCUUGAUUAUCCACGUCCAAUGCUUCACAAAACGAUCCCGAUCGGGGGAAUCGCCGUAUCGUUCGAUCCCAAAAAGAACGCUUUAUCAAAGGAAUGGGACAUCAUCAUGGACCAGAGAAACUCUACAGUUCUGGUAUCUUUUGGAUCAAUGGCAAAAUCUGUCCUCAUGCCAGAUGAAUACAAAAAGACUCUCCUCGAGGUAUUCGAAAACAUGCCACAAUACGACUUUUAUUUGGAAGUUCGAAGAAGAAGAUUCAAAAUUGGCGGCUCACCUCGAUAAUGUUUACCUCAGCUCGUGGGUACCUCAAAACGCUCUUCUAGCGGAUCCUCGUCUUUCUGUCUUCAUUACUCAUGGAGGUCUAGGCAGCACGACGGAGCUUGCUCAUAUGGGAAAGCCAGCAUUGCUUAUUCCUCUCUUUUCUGAUCAAACUCGCAAUGCGCAUAUGUUGGCAAAGCAUGGCGGAGGUAUUGUUUUGAAGAAGAGCGAUCUCGAGAGUCCACGGAAACUCGCAGAUUCCUUGAAGACUCUUCUUAGUGAUGCCAGCUUUUCGCGGAAUGCCAAACGAUUGGCCGAGAUGCUUCUUAACCAACCGAUCAGCGCAAAACAACUUUUCAUCCAACAUAGUGAAUUUGCUGCCAGGUAA